UCACCAGAAUAUUCCUUAGAAUUGUGGGAUAAUUUUCUUUUCGAUCAAAAUUCGCUUUCGUUUAACGUCAACGAUUCCGAAGAAAUGCUCCUUUUUGGUGUGCUAGCAGAGGGCGGCGCCACCGUAAGGGAGUCGUCGGAAUCCAAUUCCGCUGCCGGAAGCUUUAAAGAGGAAGAAGUCACCUCAAGUGUGAAAAAAGUACUGGAGAAGGAAAAAUCAUACAGAGGUGUGAGACGGCGGCCGUGGGGGAAAUACGCUGCGGAGAUUAGGGAUUCAACUAGGAAUGGAGUCAGGGUUUGGCUUGGGACGUUCGAUUCCGCGGAGGCAGCCGCCUUGGCGUAUGAUCAAGCAGCGUUUUCGAUGAGGGGUGCGGCGGCGGUGCUCAAUUUUCCGGUGGAGAGAGUGAUGGAAUCACUUCAAGAAAUGAAGUAUAGAUUUGAAGAAGGGUGUUCUCCAGUAAUUGCAUUGAAGAAAAGACAUUCAAUGAGGAAAAAUUUAGGGAUUAAAAAGAAGAAAAUUAAAGAAUCAAAGGCAGAAAAUUUGUUGGUUUUAGAGGAUUUGGGUGAUGAAUAUUUGGAGGCACUUUUGAGUUCAUCAUCGUCAGAGUGUGCAGGAGUUUGGUGAUCCAUCUGCAAAUUCUAAAUUUCUUCUUUCAUUUCUUGAUGAUUUCAAUUCUUUUAAGCAGAGCAUUUGUUGAAUUUGAUUGUAUCGUCGAGAACGAAAUUUAAAUGAUGAAGUUUCAUAAUUUUCAAACAAUCGAGUUGAGUUAAUCUUCUGAUGAAAAGUAAAAGUUGUACGCACGUUUGGAACUGUGUUAAAAACAAAAUUACCUA
This is a messenger RNA of Olea europaea var. sylvestris, 833 nucleotides long. Its product is annotated as ethylene-responsive transcription factor 1B-like. Gene Ontology annotation, biological process: ethylene-activated signaling pathway; regulation of DNA-templated transcription. The record is from RefSeq and is a predicted model, not a curated record. The transcript has a single exon. Lineage: Eukaryota; Viridiplantae; Streptophyta; Magnoliopsida; Lamiales; Oleaceae. The annotation marks the transcript as partial. Gene Ontology annotation, molecular function: DNA-binding transcription factor activity; DNA binding.